Aplysia californica (California sea hare) is the source of this 3946-nucleotide messenger RNA. RefSeq names its product pyruvyl transferase 1. The coding region runs from base 211 to 1626 and encodes 471 amino acids. NCBI's taxonomy places the organism in Eukaryota, Metazoa, Mollusca, Gastropoda, Aplysiida, Aplysiidae. The transcript is spliced from 3 exons. The record is from RefSeq and is a predicted model, not a curated record.
CUUCAUGAAAAACUAUUUGGGUGUAGUGUGUGGAAAAGAAGUACCGUACUCUGCAAAACUCAGCAAUUGAAGAGUGAAGUGGUCAGUUGACCGGCGACCACUUUCUGUGCGAGAAUUGAUGUGAAAAUCACCGAAUUAACCCUUCCUUGGCUUAGUGCUUUGUGUCGACUGUUUUGCCAGUGCCUGGGGUGGCCUCGAUUUUUCAUCACGAUGCAGCAACUUCAGCAUCCUGUGCGAUCUGAGAAGGAGCACCCGUCUCUAACUUAUAAGCUCACUGGUUACAAGCGUUUCCUGUCGUUCAAGCGGAUGCUCCUAAUAGUGACCGGGCUGGGGAUGAUCGGAGUACUGGCUUCUCUUAGCUCCUCACAGCAAAUCUCGACCAUAUUGAAACAUUCUUUUAAGCAAUCGAUCUCUAUAACAAGAGGGCCCAUCUCUUUCAUCACUCAGAAUGGUUUUGUAGAGAGCGCAAAGUCGCCUGUAGAUCCCAACCCAGUCCAUCAAACCAUUAUAGAAUCUUCCACCAUGAAGUCCAAAGACAUUGAAGAUUUUUUGUCUCUGAGACUUCUGGACCAUCCCCUGGAGACAGACGUCCUUUCUAAAACGUUGAAAAGUAACGAGGCUUUGAUACUGGAAGCUCAGCGAAUUCUCCUCAGUAUGCUCAGAGAUUUGCUCGGCAAAGCUCGUCACGUGAUGCUGUUUGAAAUAGCGACGUACAGCAACAAGGGAGACCCUGCCAUAUCUGUCGGAGAAGCCAUGUUACUGAGGAAACUCAACGUCACAGUGGUGUAUUAUUGCGAGACACAUCACUGUACAGCAGAGAGCGUUGAGCGUGCGAGAAAGAUCAGCGAGUCGUAUGAACAGGAUGAAUUAGUGAUUUUAAUGCAGGGAGGUGGCAAUUUGGUAGGGUAUCAUGGAAUGGAUAUAAUACGUGAACGUGUUCUGGAUGCUUUCCCCACUAGAACUAAAGUGUUAUUUUCCCAAAGCAUAUGGCUAAACAAGUUUAAUCAUCAGAGCUUAAAGCACUGCCAGAAAAUAUACUCUAACCGCACAAAUUUCGUGAUGUUCCUAAGAGACCGCCAGUCCUUGGGUAUAGCUCAAGAAAACUUUAAAGGCAUCAAGCACGUAUUAGCCCCGGAUAUGGCUUUUGGUAUAGGAAUGCUUCCUCGUCAAUUACCUCCAGCUUUUGAUGUGAUCUGGCUAAAGAGAGGUGACGGAGAGUCCCCGGGCUAUACAAUUGACGAUUUGCCCAAAAAUAUUUCAUUCACGUACCACGUGAGCGAUUACCUGGGAUGGAAGUCCAACAGAGGAGCCACGGACAUGGAGACGUCUUUCUUGAUCGCCACUGCCGGUUUGCAGUUUCUACAGCGGGGACGGGUACUUAUCACAGAUCGUCUCCACGGACACAUUCUGAGCACCCUCCUCAACAUUCCUCAUGUUUUGUUGGACAACCCGCCUUUUCUCAAACUCUCGUCCUUCCACAAAACCUGGACGGCAAGUCAAAGCAAUGUGGUCAUGGUGACGGAUAAACACCAGGCUGUUAGAGAGGCUCAGAAACUUCUGGAGCGAUACGAUUCAGUGUUGCCUAAAGUAGGCCCUUUCAUGAGUAAAAAAAUCUGGGAACACUAAUAAUACAUUUCUUCGGGCAACAGAAACAAAGAAUGUCAUCUAGUCAGGGAGGAGCUAAUUACUUUAUUCGAUGUACUCACGCCUUACUUAGCUGACCAUAUAGAAAAGCUACCUUAGACCAAUCAAAUGUCUCUGUCUGUUGUGAGCGUUCCAAAGCGGGAUCUUUCAGACAUAGCUGACAGUAGGGUUUAGUUUCUUUGUCGAUACCAAACGCACAGGUUAGAUUUCUUACGUACAGUGAUUUUGAGGAAUUGUGGAGUAGCAAGCAUAAAAGUAGGCGCAAUUGAAAGAUAUCCUCUAUGUAGUAUCGACAGUCUUUGAUUGUCCAGGUGGAGGGAAGAUACAGGAAUUUGAAACGUUUCACAAAGCAGGAAUCACGAAGGAAUAUAGCAACUUUGGAGCCGUUGCCUUGAUCAGUCAUACUAUGAUAAACAGGGCACCACUGACCAUCAUUCUGCGUGUAUAUUUUAUGAGAAAAUGUAGAAGAGGGACUGUCGGAUUGCCAUUUAGGCUGCAGAUCUAACAGAGGCACGAUAGGCAUUCUGUCUGUCCUUCAAAUAAUAAUAAAGACAAUAAGAAACAGCAACCAAGAACCUUCUUCACAUUUAUAGACUCCAACAAGGCGUGUGAUGGUGUCAUUUACCUUCAACUACUUGAAACGAUGCCACUGAUGGGUUUCCCGAGACACCAGGUCUCAUUCCUAGCUGAAUUCUAUGAGAACCAAAAUCCAACCACAAGAUGGAAAGGUAAGCAUUUAAAGUAUUUUGAUAUUAUAAAAGGAACUAGUCAAGGCUUUAUCCUCUCGCCCCAUCUCUUCAACAUUAUCAUACAGGUCACGAGAGAAUCAGACAUAGAGGUGACAUAGAUGGCAAGAUUGGAGGCAGAAGCAUAACUUAUCUAAGAUACCGCGACAAGAUAUAUAACCUUGAUAUGGCAGAAAGUGCAACGGCAGCUCGCGACCGUGAAUGAUGGAGGAUCAUUACACGUCAACCUCUGAGUCAGAGAUGACACCUCCAGGUAUCCAGGUAUCGUGACAGCACAGCCCUUCUGGCUGACAACAUCAAAAGCAUGAGAAGGUUUGGUCUGUCGAGACGAUGCUGCUGGCAAUAAAAUCAGGUCUGAAGCCAAGAAGACCAGAGCCAUGCUCAUUACAGGAAUAGAAAGCCAAAUCCUCUAACAAAUAAACAUAAGUGAAAUAAAGCUGGAAAUUGUAACAGCCUUCAAAUACUUAGGUUCAAUGAAAAAAGGCGGAUGGGACAUGUAUUUAGAGAGUAUGGUGCAGAAUAAUUAUGGCCAAACAAAUUAUGGUACAUUGUACAACAAAACAGAUAUGGAAAGAUAGGAGAGUACUCAGAGAACUUUAAGUUAGAAUUUCGAAGUGCCAUUUAGCCAGUACAUGUAGUUAUGUAUGGGAAUGAAGCUUGAAUAUUAAAACGGGAACGUUAAUUCGGAAUCCAAGUAGCAGAAAUGUGGUUUUAGAGAAGACUGUUCUGGGUCAAAUGGACUGAUAAAGUAAAGAACAAAAAAAGAGUUCUGAAAGAACUUGAUACACUCGGCAGAAUGCUUUCGGAGACCGGCAAAAAGAAAGGCAAGUACCUUGGUCACGCAGACAGAAAUAAAAUCAGACUUGAUGACAGCUAUACUGUGGGGAAAAUAGAGGCAAAGAGAACUGGGAAAGACGUCCUACAUCGUACAUUGAAAUCGUAUAACCCGACGGUGACAGAUGGACGCCUGUUGUAGCAAGGGGUCGGGCAGCAGCCAUAGUGACAUGUGACGACAGCAGACGCAUGGCUGAACAGGACAGUGAGCAGGGUGCUGAUUUACAUGGAGAUGAUUUAUUAUAAAUCUAAUUAGUUAUUUAGUUUAGUUUGAUUUAAUAGUAUGUUCCCUUUGUUUGAUUUUGUUCCUUCGCUUUUCAGCAGCUGCAUCAUCUUAUAGAAAAUACUUUCUCUUUUUGGGGAAAGAAGACGAGAACUUAGUCAAUUAAGGACUGGUAUGAUGGGUUGUUGUAGUUUUUUAUGGGGGGGGGGUAUUUUGGGGGGUGGGGUUGUUUGGUUUUUUUGCUUGUUUGUUUCUUUUCUUGUUGUUUUGUGUUGUUGUUAUUGUUUUUAGGGGGGUGGGGGGGUCACUCUUCACAUUCUCGAUUUGCUUAGGUCUUUUGAGCAGUGAAGACACGCACAAAGGGGUAUACGAGACAUUUUUAUUGAGGAAGUGGGUUGAUAAAAUGAGACAUUUUUCAAAAAUAACUCUUUUAAAAUCCUGCAUGCCACGGUUCUUCGAAUUUGCCCUAUUUACGAAUAAAGUAGCUGCUUGUCUUUUA